AUGGGUAUCAUCUCCUCAUCCUUGGCGACAGGGGCAUUCAUCGUCCUAGCUAGAGCUGAUCCUCUCGAACUCCGACUCUCGGAGGGCUACUUGACGCUGACCCUCGAUGGGCAGGCUCUACCGCUCAAGGCAUCAUCCGGUACGAGUAGAAGCUUCGUUUUCUAUGGUCCAGAGUAUGAGAGAAUGUAUGGUAGAGGAAGCUGUGAAAAGCAAUAUCAUGGAUGCUACUUCUGCCUUGAGGAUGACCCUUGUGAAGGCAUAUCAUCUCGAAAGAAAUGGAGUGUGCGCUUCGAGGAUGGUACCUAUCAAUAUGUUGAACACGACGUCACCCUUGGGAUCGGCGAGCACAUACUCCGGAACUUCACGUUCGGCCUGGUAAUACACUUCCCAACUCCCUACGUGAGAGAUCCUAUGGCGAUACUGGGUCUUUCCUUCGGUCGUCCCCACAUUCCUGAGGCGUUCUUGGAACAACUGAAGAGGAAAGGUGUUAUAACAACCCUUUCAUACUCUGUCCAUGUGAAUGAGCGAGGACCUGGUAUAUCUGGUGAUCUCAUGCUUCAUGUACCAUACGAGAUGAGAUCCUCGCCAUUUGUCGUCUUCAACGAACGUUUGGCCAGCCGCAAGAUAGCCACUUCGAUGGGACCAGUUGAACUCUUCGUUCCCGGUGAAGUCAAAUCGACUCACUCUAGUAAGAGGGGCGUGCCAGUCCUUCUUGAUAUGGGGAGCGAAUCACUGUUGGUCGAAAAGAAAGUGUUUCACAAAAUCAUUAAGAAGACCAUUAAAAGUAUGAAAAACUCCAAACCAGGAGUGAGAAAGUCGAGGAAGGAACUUGCAUGCGAAAGUUCCAAGUGGAAUGCAACCGAUGACGACUCGGUGGUGAAGGAAUCAGUUGUUCCCUACUUGCCUGUUGUGGCGUUUACAAUUGGAGAAUCGCCCGAGACUGUCAAUAUCAGGAUUGAACCCAAGCACUAUGUGAAUUUCUGUGACGAUGCAUGCUGUAAACUGGGUAUCGCUCCCGUGGACGACAGUCUCGGUCCAGCCGUAUUGGGGCAUCCGUUGUUUCGCGCGUACGAUGUAAAGUUUGAUCUCGAGGGUGAGCGAGUGUACUUCUCUCGUGGUGCGAGACAAACCACGUCGUUGACCGGUGCAGAAACUAUCGUCAUUGAGACCCAUGCUAAUUGA
Molecule: messenger RNA, 1182 nt
Organism: Perkinsus marinus ATCC 50983
Lineage: Eukaryota; Perkinsozoa; Perkinsida; Perkinsidae
Exons: 1
Coding region: 1-1182 (393 amino acids)
Source: RefSeq, a predicted model, not a curated record